AUGCCCGUCUCUGAGUCUUUCCGUUCGGAUGGGUUUGUUGAACGAACCCAGGUGACACAUCCAGGAGUUGCAGGUCUGAGUCGAAAUUCAUCGACCGGCCCGAUUGCUAGUGGUCGAACCUUCGUCAAUUCGGCGUACAAGCAGAAUUUGACAAUUCGACCCUCAAUCGGUCAUCCGUCGUCACGUUCAGUGCCACUAAAGCACUUACAUCGGCGGCAAAUACCCGAUCAUGCACCAGAACGUCCGACAAAGAGUACUCUACGCCGCUGGAGACGUCAGCGGCUAGAGGUGCAUAUUACCAGUGGAAGUGGCAGUCGUAAAAAACCGCCCGCCUUGCAAUCGUCAGUUCGGUUAGCGACCCCUCAACAUGCUGUCGAGGAGCCAGUCGUUAUCGAACCACGCUCGUGUUUUUCGCCACGAGGCGAAAUAUCGGAAGGUUUCCCUGGAGAGUCCCCCGGUGCAAGGACCCCAGACCGUGUCAGUGUCGAAUACUAUUCUAAUUCUCGCCUGAUUCUGUACAAUGCCGUUCAAACUCUUUUGGAUGUCUUGUCUGAAUUGUACCCGGUCGAUCAACUGAAAAGUUGUGGUACAACUCAAGAUGAAAUAUGCGCAUGUGCUGUUCGUCUCUAUUCAGCCGAAUCAUUUCUCUAUAAACUGGUUAAUAACACAUUAAGAAACGAUGAUAUGAGCAAAGUUGACACAUUAGGACCAUUCUGUUGCUUGCUAAGGAAUCAUUUGGUUUCCUAUACUGAUGCUGAAGCGCUCACUGUUUAUCGCGGUGUGUUUCUCACCGACGAGAUGAUCAAAGAGUAUAAAGAAGCUAUUGAUCAACAUAUCAAAUUAUUGUCCUUUACGUCAACAUCGAGAGAUCGUUGUAUAGCCGAAAAAUUUGGUAAUACAUUAUUUAUUAUAAAGCUGAAAGCAGGUCGUGGACGCUAUGAAAAAGACAUUUCUUCUCUUUCACAGUAUCCCCAUGAACAAGAAGUGUUAUUAACAGCUGGGGAGCGUACAAUUCUAGUUGAGAAAGUUGAAUUCGAUUCAACUAGUGAAAAACAUUUAAUUUAUAUGUUAGCCUAG
Molecule: messenger RNA, 1077 nt
Organism: Didymodactylos carnosus
Lineage: Eukaryota; Metazoa; Rotifera; Eurotatoria; Philodinida; Philodinidae
Source: the annotation of a GenBank genome assembly